Messenger RNA from Micropterus salmoides (largemouth bass), 2077 nucleotides. It is a transcript of the gene fgf20b, whose product is annotated as fibroblast growth factor 20b. Gene Ontology annotation, molecular function: fibroblast growth factor receptor binding; growth factor activity. NCBI's taxonomy places the organism in Eukaryota, Metazoa, Chordata, Actinopteri, Centrarchiformes, Centrarchidae. Gene Ontology annotation, biological process: cell differentiation; positive regulation of protein phosphorylation; positive regulation of cell population proliferation. The transcript has 3 exons. Bases 573 to 1211 code for a protein of 212 amino acids. The record is from RefSeq and is a predicted model, not a curated record. Gene Ontology annotation, cellular component: cytoplasm.
UUAAAAGCCCUCAGACCACCAGCAACUCUCUCUCCCUGUGUGUCUUUUAUUAUAUGCUUUGGGAGAAGAAAAAAAUCCCUGCCAAGGCACGUCUGAACUGUGACAGCCCCGCCCAUUACUAGUCCUUUUGCACCUGCCUCACCACCCCUGCCACUUUGAGCGCAAAACCUCCAGGAGCUCCUGUACCUGCACUGCAGCGUUUGGUCAGCAGCCCUCACUAGUACUGAAUCUUCCUCUGCUGUGUCUCCAUGGCUCCACUGAGGCGUCACCAUCCGCUGUGAACAGGUAUGCAACAUGAGGAUUAUCUGAGCAGCAAAUGCAGCCCACCCCCAACUGAUGAAGACGCAGUGGUAAAUAAAAAAAGAAAUAAGGAGAAAUCAGUGCGACCAUCAGCGGAUGUUUGGUGAGUGUUUCAUGUCAGGGGAGAGAAAUCUGCGCGUCCUUCUGUCCUAAGUAACGGAGGAGGUGGAAGUAAACAUGCAAUAAGUGACAGUGGCAACCAGGUAGUCAACUACGCAAGAGCGCUCCCUCCGGACCUCCUCACUGAACUUUACCCGCUGAGCUUCGACGCGAUGGCUGCUGCUGCUGCUGCUCUGGGGGAAGUUGGAGGCGUCUUGCACGGCAUCGAUGGUGUCUCACAGGUCGGGUCCCAUUUCUUCCUGACCCCUCUGGGGGACAGUCCGACGCUACUAGGGGAGCACCUCAUACCUGGGGACAGGCUCUCCCGAAGCACCCCGGCGGAUUUAACGCACCUCAAAGGGAUUCUCAGGAGGAGACAGUUAUACUGCAGGACUGGUUUUCAUCUGGAAAUACUUCCAGAUGGCACAGUGCAAGGGACGAGGAAGGACCACAGUCGUUUUGGUAUUUUGGAAUUCAUAAGCCUUGCUGUUGGGUUGAUAAGCAUUAGAGGGGUGGACAGUGGACUCUACCUGGGGAUGAACGACAAAGGAGAGCUGUAUGGGUCUGAGAAGCUCACAGCUGAAUGUGUCUUCAGGGAGCAGUUUGAGGAGAACUGGUACAACACUUACUCCUCCAACCUCUACAAACAUGGAGACAAAGGGACGCGUUAUUUUGUGGCAUUAAAUAAAGACGGGACACCAAGGGACGGGACUAAAUCCAGGCGGCACCAGAAGUUUACACACUUCUUGCCCAGGCCUGUGGACCCCGACCGUGUGCCAGAGCUGUACAGGGAUAUCCUGGGACACAGCUGAGACCUGGAGGCCUGGUCCAGUUCAGGAAUAGUUGCUAAAGCCCUGUCAGGCAGGGAGCAAGACAAGAGAAGAGGGACGCAUGCAUUGGGAUGUGGCCAGUGCAGGCUGGUGGACAGCAGUCCAACCAGCAGGGAUAAAGGCACCGGGGGCCUCUUGUAGGAAUGCACGGGCCAUCUCUCAGCAGCCAGGAAGACAGGCCAGAAAGUCUGCACACUCUGCAUGAGGGGGUCGUUUGUAUUAGAGGCUGGGCAACCCUAAAAAGUACCUGCGUGGAAUAGGAGAUGAAUGGGAAACUGUGCUGAAUGGUCAGGGAGCAUCUCUCUAGUCAGACUGAGACAUCAGCCAACGUGGAGGCCGUGGGAAUCUAUCAUGAAAUGGUCAGAGAGCCGUAGUUUGUUCAGAAGGACUUUGAAGGAAUUCUGUUUUUUUUCUUACCUGUGUCUAGAACUGUUUGAAAAGAGCUAAAAUGUAACAAUUUAUUUAUUCAUUUUAGAUACAUAUAUUUAUGUUAUAUAUUUAUUUAUUUGAGAAUAUAUUUUUACAGUUAGAUACAUGCAAUAUAGAAAAAACACUAGAAACUGUACUGAUUAUAUAAAGACUGAGACACUGUACCAUUGUCUUUUAUUUUGAAAAAAAACUAGCAAUAUACUGUAAUAUGACUGAAAAUAUGAAACAUACUGGCAAUAUUUGGAAAAGAUAUCCACAUCUGAAAUGCAUUUUAUCACAAUAUGGCAACUGUGAAUCGAAUAUUUAAAAAUCUUUGUAAUGUUGACACUUAAAUUCUAACCAAACUACUGUUACAUGUGUUACGGGAGGAAUCUGAAGUCAACAAAAUGACAAUACAAGUAAUAAAUUGCUCAAAAUGU